UUUUUUUUCUUACAGCGCGGUGAAGGAAACCAGAUCCUCCGAGGGGUCCUGCAACAGCUUCGCUGCUCCUCAGCUUCCACCGGGGAAGCAAAUCCCACAAAUUCCUCGCCUGGAAGAGGGAAGUUGGGCUGUGGGUGUCCCCCCCCCACCCCCCCCAGCAGAGUAGCAGGAGCAAGAAGCAGAUGCACGGCGUGUUUGUGCUGCACAGGCAGGCUGGGUGCCCUGCUCCUCGGAGGCAGGGAAACUGAGGCAGGGCAGCUUGCUGGGGGGGCUCUGGAGCCCCAUUUCCACCCACGUGGGGGUUUACACCCCCCCACCGCCGCUGACAGCUCCGUUCCAGCCAAGGCCAGGAUGGCUCCCCAAAUCUAGCCAGGGAGCCCAGAGCGGUGCCGGAGGUCCCUGUCCAAGUGAUGGUGGAACCGGGAUAGAGGAGCUGCCGUGAGGAUGCCUGAAGCCAAGUCCCUGAGCUCCUCUUGCCUGGUGCUUUCCUUGCUCUCCUUGCACUGGGCUUCACUCCAGCUGGGCCAGGCUUUUCCCAGCACCUCCAACUACCUCCAGCGGGGCUGGCAGAGGCUGCUGGAGGAAGGAGAAGGCUGUGCCGAGUGCCGGCCGGAGGAAUGCCCGGCGCCGCGCGGGUGCCUGGCUGGCACGGUGCGGGAUGCCUGCGACUGCUGCUGGGAGUGUGCCAACCUGGAGGGACAGAUCUGCGACCUGGACAACACCAACCACUUCUACGGCAAGUGUGGGGAACACCUGGAAUGCCGGCUGGACGCCGGGGACCUGCGUCACGGAGAGGUGCCCGAGCCCCAGUGUGCCUGCAUCUCCCACCUGGCCCUCUGCGGCUCCGACGGCAAAACCUACCCCCAGAUCUGCAGGUUCCUGGAGGUUGCCCAUGCCCACCCCGAUGCCAACCUCACCGUGGCCCACGAGGGUCCCUGUGAGUCAGAGCCCCAGAUCACCUCUCCUCCCUACGACACGUGGAACAUCACUGGGCAGGAUGUCAUCUUUGGCUGUGAGGUCUUCGCCUAUCCCAUGGCAUCCAUCGAGUGGAGGAAGGAUGGUAUGGAGAUGUUGCUGCCUGGAGAUGACCCCCACAUCUCUGUCCAGUUCAGAGGUGGCCCCCAGAAAUACGAAGUGACGGGCUGGCUCCAGAUCCAGGGCGUGCGGGUGACGGAUGAAGGCACCUACCGCUGCUUCGCCAGGAACAGGGUCGGGGAGGUGGUGGCAUUAGCCAGCCUGACUGUCUUCACGCCAGACCAGCUCAACCUGACAAGCUUUUCCCUGCCGAAGCCCCACACGAUGCCUGAGGACUACGGGGAGAGCGAGGAGGACUAUUACUAGCCCGGAGAUGGGAUGGCCGGCUGCAGAAAUCACCUUACCACUCGGUGGCCUCUUCCCGAGGUUUGGGGACAUCUCCAGAGCAAGCAACCUCCAGCCCAAAACUCCUUCUCUGAGCAGUCCUGGUGCAGCAGCCUCUUUUUUUUGGGGUGGGGGAAAGGGUGACACAUCCCCCAGGCUGGGGGUGCUCGGGGAGGGGACACUCACUGGCUGGUUGGUGGCUCAGGGCUGGAGCUCUGUCCUCCAGGCACCGAGGGGGAAUGCGUUGGCAGGUGGGACACUGUAAGGAAAGUCAUGCUGUGUGUGACAAGGACUUGGUGCUUGGGGUACGGGCAGCCCUCCCCGGGAGAGGGACACCAGGACAGGGACAUCUUGGGGGAGCCCGAGCAGUGGGCUGGGACCUGGCCAUGACACCCAGCGUGUCACCCCUGGGGCUGAUCUGCGUUCCCCAAGCACGGGGGAGAGUCUGACUUCUCCCCGGGACCCAGAGAACCUGCUGCCAAAACAUCCUUUUUUCUCCCAUUUAGCCUCGAACCGGAAAAGUAGUGAUUUGAGGAAACCAGAUGCUUGUGGUUUUCAGUGCUGUCUUCUUCUCCAGCCCAACCACGAGUGUGGUCAGAAACACUUUUGGCCUUUUUCGACGGACUUUGUGCUUUCCCUUCCGUGCAGCCCUGCCCUUUGCCAUUUUGGUUACUGAUGGUUAAAAUAUAGACGUAGAAAGGGACACAGAGCAGGCAACUGUCCUCUGGCCAUGGUGACUAUUCUUGGGGUGAGAGAGGGUACAAACACUAUGGAUGCUACCUUGUCCUUCCCAGUGAUGCUUGGGUUGGGGAGCCCGUCCUGGGGCUCACAGCUGGUCCUGGUGUGGGUCCUGCCCCUCGUGAAGAUGAGGGUACCCAGCAGACCAUCCCCUGUGCAGUGAGGAUGCAUCAAGCUGGAUCUUUGCACCUCCAUUGGUUCGGGUCCUAUUCCACCUCUGCCUACCCUCAUCUUGGGGUCUUCUGCCCCAUGGGGGGCACUGGGCAUCUCCACCCUGGUGACCAUAAGCCCUGCCAGCACACAGGGGGCAGAGCAGCUCGGUGCCUGGCUGGGGAAGGACAGGGAGGCUCCCAUUUCCACUGGAAAUGCUCAAAGAAAACUCACCUGCCUCCAAGAGCUGGUGUUUUAGAGCAAAUUCAUUUUAGGAGAAGGUUAGGAAAGAAGCCCAGAGCUGUGGAAUGCUGCUCCAUGCCCAGAGAGGGCUGGCAGGACCCCUUCCUGUGGGCAUCCCAGGGCUGAGCUCACACUCAAGGGGGGCUUUGCCUCCUCCCCCGCCAAAAACUAUCAGAAUUUUAGAGGGUUUUUGAGACUCAAAAACCCUCUAUGGACUGAACUGCUCCUGGUUACUCAAUCCCAGCUCCAGGGAGGUCCAGAGCCAGACCCCGGGAGGAAGGAGCUGGCUUGUCCCCAGGCAGGAGCGGGCAGGAUGCGACGAGGCUGGUGGCUUGGGCACCGCACCGCUCUCCUUCCCCUUUAGUUUUAUAUUUUGUUUUUUCCCUGUUCUUUUCUUCC
Messenger RNA from Calidris pugnax (ruff), 2889 nucleotides. RefSeq names its product Kazal-type serine peptidase inhibitor domain 1 (gene KAZALD1). The coding region runs from base 445 to 1341 and encodes 298 amino acids. The record is from RefSeq and is a predicted model, not a curated record. Gene Ontology annotation, cellular component: extracellular region. Gene Ontology annotation, molecular function: insulin-like growth factor binding. NCBI's taxonomy places the organism in Eukaryota, Metazoa, Chordata, Aves, Charadriiformes, Scolopacidae. The transcript is spliced from 5 exons. Gene Ontology annotation, biological process: regulation of signal transduction; regulation of cell growth.